Molecule: messenger RNA, 1465 nt
Organism: Salvelinus fontinalis (brook trout)
Lineage: Eukaryota; Metazoa; Chordata; Actinopteri; Salmoniformes; Salmonidae
Product: high choriolytic enzyme 2-like
Exons: 9
Coding region: 598-1368 (256 amino acids)
Biological process (GO): proteolysis
Molecular function (GO): zinc ion binding; metalloendopeptidase activity
Source: RefSeq, a predicted model, not a curated record
UCUGUCGAGAAACCACACAUGACCCCUGGUCAGUUCCAAUAGAAACUUUCACAUGGUGGGUUGGCUUGUUAACAGUCUCAAACUGUUUAGGUCUGACAGGUGGUUGACCACUUGUUAGUUUUGCACCAUACCAACGCUCUCUUUGCCCGAAAACUAAAAGACAGCUGUCAAUAAAUGAGGAAAAUCGGAUGCGUUAGAAUGCAUGUCACUAUAAAACCAAGUGUCUAGCAUUGACUUUCAUGAACUGGAAGCUAACGCUACUCAUGCUACGCUGUAAAACGCGCAGACUGUGGAAAGCUGCUAACAAACUCAUGCACUAGGAUACCGAUACUUGAGAAUGAUUUCGGCGUAAGGUGUAGCAAAAGCGGAGUACAGUACGGUUGGCUAACUUUGGUUUAGGUUGGCGCUCGGGGUAACAAAAUUCACCAACAGAGGACACCGUUAUCAUACUAACUAGCAAUAUAACGUUAGCUUGUUAGCCACACACCAGCUACAUGAUGUCAAUAGUUAGCAUGCUCGCAUGCAUGAUUCCACUAUUUAAGGUGCAGUGUCUGGACCAGUAAACCAACUUCAUUUCCCGAAAGGUUGUUUGUUGACAUGUCUGCAUUAAAGUACACUCUGGGCCUUCUGGCCCUGCUUGUAGUGUCCGCCUGGGCCGAGGAGGAGCUCUCUGUCUCUGAGCUGCUGGAGAAGGCCAACAGGAAUGUUGUGCAUACCCGCAACGAGCCCUUGAUUGUGGAUGACAUCGCCUACGUCAACGAGGCUGAGAGGAACGCUGACCCCUGCACAUCUCGCGGCUGCAUGUGGCCCAAGUCCAGCGACGGCAGAGUCUAUGUUCCCUACGUCAUCGCCAACCAGUACUCCACCAGGGAGCUGGAAGUCAUUGAGCGUGGUCUGCAGUCCUUUGCAGGCUUCUCCUGCAUCAACUUCAUCAAGCGCACCAACCAAAGAGACUACUUGCACAUCCAGUCCCAGAACGGGUGCUGGUCCUAUGUUGGUCGUUCUGGCAAUGCCCAGGUUGUGUCUCUGAGCCGAUCCGGCUGUGUGUACCACGGCACCACCCAGCACGAGCUCCUCCAUGCCCUGGGCUUCAACCACGAGCAGACCCGCAGCGACCGUGACAAUCACAUCCGCGUUCUCCUCCAGAAUGUCCAGUCCGGCAUGGAGCACAACUUCAACAAGAUCGCCACCCUGAACCAGGGAACGGCCUAUGACUACAACUCCGUCAUGCAGUACCACAGGUACGCCUUCUCCAAGAACAACCAGCCCACCAUGGUUCCCUUCCCCAACCAGAACGUGGAGAUCGGCAACGCCUCCCAGAUGAGCCAGAGCGACAUCACCCGUCUCAACAGGCUGUACAACUGUUAAACAGACACCUUGUGUUGUCUCUCACAAGGUUGUGUCAAUGACUCAGUCUUGAUAAAAACACAGAGUAAAGUUCAAUAAACCGGCGUGUAAAAAUAUA